Molecule: messenger RNA, 1598 nt
Organism: Leptomonas pyrrhocoris
Lineage: Eukaryota; Euglenozoa; Kinetoplastea; Trypanosomatida; Trypanosomatidae
Product: putative mitochondrial mitochondrial ornithine transporter 1-like protein
Exons: 1
Coding region: 606-1598 (330 amino acids)
Biological process (GO): mitochondrial L-ornithine transmembrane transport
Molecular function (GO): L-ornithine transmembrane transporter activity
Source: RefSeq, a predicted model, not a curated record
GAUACUGAACCACUGCAACAGUCGGACUGCAAUCAGCGUCUUCGUCGGUGACAACGCAGAAAGCUAACGUCUGGACGAAUCACAGCUGCCCAUCUUCUUUCACACGGUAAGCGUUCACGGAGGAGAGCAUCGGCUUCUCAAGUGGUGCACAUUCCUUCUACACUUUCUUUUGUUUCUUUUUUGCUUCUAUAGCGUCUUUACAGCCUCCAUCACGGCGGCCUCUCUAUCAAAUUCACGAGGUUUGUUUUGAUACCGCUUCCGUUGGACACACGUAUCUAUAAGUUGUCAACCCCCGUGGAUUGAGUCACCGGCUCGCGUUGCAACGGUGCGUCAUUGCUGAGUGCGCUGCACACUGUUCAAAAGAAUCCAGCUGAAGCGCUUUUACAGUUUUUCCUCUCCUUCUGCGUUUCCAGUACAGCUGGAACGCGUAGCUCGCCUGCUGUAUCUUUUCUCAAGCCCAAGUGAAUGCCCGCUGCGUUUCAUUGAGCAGCCGCGAGAGGAAAGCUUGGACGUCAUUUCGCAAACGGCGGAGCCAUCCACCGUGGUGCGCGUGUGCGUGGGUCUCCCUUUGCGUACAUCUAGCAAAAAACAACAACCUCCACGGUAUGGUGGAUGUGUUGACCCACCUCAUGGCGGGCACCUUAGCUGGCAUGACGGGGGUCCUCGUGGACUACCCGCUGGACACCAUCAAGACCCGCAUGCAGACGCGCUGCCCCAAUACCGGCGGCUCCUACGCACUGUGUGCCACCCGGCUCUACCAACAGGGCGGCAUCAACGCCUUUUAUCGCGGACUCAGCGUGCCCUUCGUCGCGCAGGGCGCGGAGGCGGCGAUUAUUUUUUCGGUGUACCACACCGCGCUGCAUCACUUCCGCACGGAGGAGGAGAAGGGCUGCUCCGCCACCGAUCCGCUUCCACCCUCGAUCUGGAGCUCCUUGUACUACUGGAAGGCGGCGGCGUGUGCUGGUCUGGCCGUUUCCUUUGUUCUGACCCCUGUGGAAAUGGUGAAGUGUAAUUUGCAGAUGGAAAGUAGUCGACCGUGCUGGCAGCGGCGCCACCUCUCGGUGCGUAGCCUCGCCUGGGACGUGUACCUCACCGACGGCCUCCGAGGCUUUUAUCGGGGCAUGACGGGCACGAUGACGCGCGCCGUCUUUGGCAACGUAGCCUACUUUCUUUCGUACGAGCAGUGUAAGCAGUGGUUGACGUGUGUGUCGCGACCAGCCGCACGUUCGUCUCCCCUCACCUCCUCUUCACAGCAUUCAACGGCAAAAGCACCACAUCAUGGGGUGCCUGCCUGGCGCUCCAUGCUGGCGGGCGGCAUCAGCGGGUGCUUGUACUGGUCCAUCGCCUACCCCGCCGACGUCGCCAAGACGAAGAUGCAGGUGUGCGCCAACGCCAGUGCGGCGGGGUUCGUUGGCACGCUGCGCCGCUGUUACGUGAACGGCGGGGUGCGUGCACUGUACCGCGGGUGGGGCGUGACGGCCGCACGCGCCUUUUUGUCGAGCGCCGUCGUCUUCACCACAUAUGAGCGAUUUGAGCGUGCGAUUGCUGGUCGGGGGCCGGUGCACCUCUCUCUCGUGCGCGAGGCGGCCUCGGAAUGA